Messenger RNA from Vicugna pacos (alpaca), 691 nucleotides. RefSeq names its product ankyrin repeat domain 54 (gene ANKRD54). NCBI's taxonomy places the organism in Eukaryota, Metazoa, Chordata, Mammalia, Artiodactyla, Camelidae. The record is from RefSeq and is a predicted model, not a curated record. Gene Ontology annotation, biological process: regulation of protein kinase activity; regulation of intracellular signal transduction. Gene Ontology annotation, molecular function: protein kinase regulator activity; protein binding. Gene Ontology annotation, cellular component: cytoplasm; nucleus.
CCGCCGGCCGGCUGAGGCGCGCCGCCAGGCCCCACCGCCGGCUCGGGCCCACUGGCAAGGAGGUGCACGCUCUGAAGAGGCUAAGGGACUCAGCCAAUGCCAACGAUGUGGAAACAGCAGCUGCUGGAAGAUGGCGCGGAUCCCUGCGCAGCUGACGACAAGGGCCGCACUGCUCUGCAUUUCGCCUCCUGCAACGGCAACGACCAGAUUGUGCAGCUGCUCCUGGACCACGGAGCCGACCCUAACCAGCGAGAUGGGCUGGGGAACACGCCACUGCACCUGGCUGCCUGCACCAACCAUGUCCCUGUCAUCACCACACUGCUGCGAGGAGGCGCCCGUGUAGAUGCCCUGGACCGAGCUGGCCGCACACCCCUGCACCUGGCUAAGUCGAAGCUCAACAUCCUGCAGGAAGGCCACUCCCAGUGCCUGGAGGCUGUGCGGCUGGAGGUGAAGCAGAUCAUCCAGAUGUUGAGGGAGUACCUGGAGCGCCUGGGGCGGCAUGAGCAGCGGGAGCGGCUGGACGACCUCUGCACCCGCCUCCAGAUGACAAGCACCAAAGAGCAGGUGGAUGAAGUGACCGACCUCCUGGCCAGCUUCACCUCCCUCAGCUUGCAGAUGCAGAACCUGGAGAAGAGGUAGCAAGAGAGGCCCCCGCCUUCCUGCUGCGCCGCUCCCCUACCUGCCCCGCUUU